UUCUCCUUCCAGGAAAAUGGCUGGGGGGCAUCCCUUGCUGAAAGACUGGUCAGAAAAUGCGAUGUUGUGAACCGUGGGCUCUCAGGGUACAACACCAGAUGGGCUAAAUUGAUCCUUCCGAGACUGAUCACUAAAAGUACCGGUGCUGAGAGUACUGUUGCGGUUACUAUUUUCUUUGGAGCUAAUGACAGUGCUUUGAAAGAGCUGAACCCUAAGCAACACGUUCCUUUGGAGGAAUAUGCUGCGAACUUAAAGAGCAUGAUACAGUAUCUGAAGUCAGUGGACAUUGCUGAAGACAGGAUUAUUUUGAUAACACCACCACCUCUUCAGGAAUCGGCUUGGGAAAAGGAGUGUCUUGCCAAAGGUGACAAAUUAAAUCGCCGCAACGCCACCACCGGGGAAUACGCCCAAGCCUGUGUUCAGGUAGCGAGGGACUGUGGAACGGAUGUACUCGACCUCUGGACACUGAUGCAAAAAAAUCAGGAUUUCUCUUCCUAUUUGUCCGAUGGUCUUCAUUUAUCAACAGAAGGCAACAGCUUUUUAGCAGCACAACUUUGGUCACGCCUGGAAAAAAAACUGUCUGCUCUUCCUUUGCUGCUUCCGUACUGGCGUGACGUGGACCAUACGGACCCCGAGGCCAGCCUGCUGUGAGAUCCCCUGCAGCCUGGAGCAGAAGCAUCCGAGCCUGACAAAACCA
Messenger RNA from Cariama cristata (Red-legged seriema), 697 nucleotides. It is a transcript of the gene IAH1, whose product is annotated as isoamyl acetate-hydrolyzing esterase 1 homolog (S. cerevisiae). Gene Ontology annotation, molecular function: hydrolase activity, acting on ester bonds. The transcript has 5 exons. The annotation marks the transcript as partial. Lineage: Eukaryota; Metazoa; Chordata; Aves; Cariamiformes; Cariamidae. The record is from RefSeq and is a predicted model, not a curated record.